AUGCACGUCUCAAGUUUCCUCAUUGUCUCCAUCAAUGCUUUUGGUGCAUUGGCAUACCCUCUUACCGCCACCAACGCUGCGGCUCCCGUCUCUGAGCUUGUUGUCUCUUCAGGUGAUGCACAGUCAUACAACUGGCAAAGCGGCUAUGUCUCUCAAUUCACAAUCCAUUCAUCCUGCAAUGCAACCGAGCGUCAUGAGCUUAGCGAAGGAUUGAGACAAGCUGUGGAAAUGGCUGAGCAUGCUAAGAAUCACAUCCUUGUCCAUGGUAACAAAUCCGAGAUCUUUCAAAAGUACUUCGGUAAAGGUCCUACUUCUACGCCAAUGGGAUGGUUUGACAAGAUCGCCUCUGGUAAUCGUGCUGGCGUCAUUUUCCGUUGUGAUGACCCUGACCGUAACUGCGAGACUCAAGAUGCAUGGGCAGGUCACUGGCGGGGUGAAAACGCAACCGCCGAAACCGUCAUCUGUCCGCUUUCCUACCAAACCCGUCUCCCGCUCACUGCACUCUGCGCGCGAGGAUUCAACGUCGCAACCGGGCGACCCGCAAACUUCUGGGCUGCAGAUCUCAUGCACAGACUCUACCACGUUCCACUCAUUGGCGAGGAAAUCGUCGACCACCACGCUGAUGGAUACCAUGGCGUUCAAGAUCUCGCUGCCGGUAUCAACUAUACCCUUGCAGGACACAAUAGUGCCACAUUGACGUAUUUCGCAACCGAGGCGUAUGCGUAUGAUAUUGCUGUUCCUGGUGAGGGAUGUGUAGGCAAGGCUAGUGUUGAGGAGGAUGAGGAUUCACAUGGUGCUCCUACAGCGACUGCGUCGGCUGUGCCGACUGUGAACCCUACAAGAAUUAUCCCGGCUGAGAGUACUACUCCUGCGGCUAGUCCUGCGGCUAGUCCUGCUGGAACCGAGUGCCAUACACAUGCUGAUGGAACAUUACACUGCGUUUAA
This is a messenger RNA of Sclerotinia sclerotiorum 1980 UF-70, 945 nucleotides long. RefSeq lists its product as hypothetical. Gene Ontology annotation, molecular function: zinc ion binding; integrin binding; metallopeptidase activity. Gene Ontology annotation, cellular component: cell surface; extracellular region; fungal-type cell wall. The record is from RefSeq and is a predicted model, not a curated record. Bases 1 to 945 code for a protein of 314 amino acids. The transcript is spliced from 3 exons. Lineage: Eukaryota; Fungi; Ascomycota; Leotiomycetes; Helotiales; Sclerotiniaceae.